UCUGCUGUAGCCAGAGAUUGUAUUCUACACAACCUGCUUGUAAUUAGAGGUAAUUUGAACCACUCAAUCACCUAUCUGUCAUCUCUAACCAACCAGCUCAUUCUUGUUUGACAUCAGCAAAGCAUUUUCGCCCACACGACUGCAUAAUUUUUCUUUUAUAGUAAAUAAAAUCCAGGGCAUUGUUUCUCUAUACAAAUCAAACAUAUCAUUAUAGUUUUACUUGUUUAAAACCAGUUUUUAGUUUUUCUUUUGAAUUUUUUAAGACUAAUAAUGUCAACGACCCAGAUGUGAAAGCAGCAUCUUCUUUCCCAUCUGAAAGGUUCAGCUCUGUGCAGUAUUGCGUAUGCACUACAUGUUGCCCAGCUUUCACCUCCAGGCUGUGCGUCUGCGUGUGCACAUGUGUCGAUUUUACACUCAGGGGAUAUUGUCACAUCUGCGAGUUUGCCCACAGUAGCUACUGCGUCAGAUGCCUUGGAUUUCUGUCGUCACUGUUUUACUCUCGUCCUUUUCCUAAUCUUUGUCUUUUUCUUGUUCAAAAACCUCCAUUAUAGUUUUUUUCUUUCUGCUUUUCUCAUCACUGCUGUUAUGUUCAGCUCUGACUGUUGCAUCUUGUCUCUCCUGUCCAAAUGUUUCUUCUUGUCUCUUUCCUUAAUUCGCUGCCUCGUUAUUCUUUUGUUUUCUCCCAUGUUUCCAGCCUCACACUACCUUGUUUCACCUCUUCAACUGCAAGUAGUACUCAUCCCCUGUUUUCUCUUCUUAAAUUUAUCAUCCUUUUCCUCCUUCCUCUUUCACUCAUCCCCAUCACUGACCCAAUUAAGCUCGAGAGGGACACAGAGAGUAGCGGAGUGACUGAGCCGAGGCACGGAGUAGAGAGAGUUUCAGAGUCAGAAUCUGGAAAAUCAGAGAGUCUGAAAACAAUUGCCACCAACCUGUCAGGACCCACACAGUGAACGGUCCAAACUUCACCUGGAAGCUAAACAACCUCUGACAGGCUGCUGGAGGCGGAGGAGGGAGUCCACAUCCCCACUGGCUUUUUCUUCCUGCUCUGGAAAAGAAGAAACGAGGAGAAUAAUAAUCUAUUUUCAGUGAAAAAUAAAGAGGGUGGGGAUCCGUGCGGAGUUAGGAUGGCUGGACACGGCACGUAGAGGAGGACUGAGAAACAAGGACAGCACAUUCCUUUUUGGAACCUAUUUGUGGGGCGGGGGGUGUCCGAAGGUGGUCUUCACCCCCCGCAAGGCAAGAGUAAGAUUUGUGUGAACAGGAAAGGAGGAAAGGAUGCAUCUGUUCUUCCGAGACAAGUGGGAGGUGGAGGGGCUGCAGACUGUGGGCAUCCUCCUGGUGGUCUGCAGCUCCCUCAAACUGAUGCACUUUCUGGGGCUUAUCGACAUCUCUGUGGCAGACAGUAUUGAAGAUGACUUUGAGUUGUCUACUGUGUGCCAUCGCCCUGAGAGCAUGGACAAGCUGGAAGAGCAGACAAAGUUCACCAAGAAGGAGUUGCAGGUCCUCUACAGGGGCUUCAAAAAUGAGUGUCCGAGUGGAGUGGUGAAUGAGGAGAACUUUAAAAACAUUUACUCCCAGUUCUUUCCUCAGGGAGAUUCGAGUAUGUAUGCACAUUUCCUGUUUGAAGCCUUCGACACCAACAAGAAUGGCUCCGUUAGUUUUGAGGACUUUGUUUUUGGUCUGUCCAUCAUCUUGAGAGGGACGAUUAAUGACCGGCUAAACUGGGCUUUUAACCUAUAUGACCUGAACAAAGAUGGCUGCAUUACCAAAGAGGAAAUGCUGGACAUCAUGAAGUCUAUCUAUGACAUGAUGGGAAAAUACACGUACCCCACUAUGAUGGACGAUGCUCCAAGAGAACACGUGGAGAGCUUCUUUCAGAAAAUGGACCAGAAUAGAGAUGGGGUGGUCACCAUAGAUGAAUUUAUUGAUUCAUGUAAAAAGGAUGAGAACAUCAUGCAGUCCAUGGAGCUGUUUGACAAUGUCAUUUAAGGAUCUGGACCAGUGAGGAUACUGGCACCAGGGAGGGGAGUGGUGUUGGCGGAAAAGGCAUCAGGACUGAAGAGAUAGAACGAGUUUGUGAAUGUUUGUGUGUCUGUGUGUGUGGCUGAGUGGGAUACAGGCCUGAGCUUGUGUCGUCACUGAGAACUGUGAAUCCUUUGGGCGCAGAGAGACCAUCACCCUCCUCCUGGACUUCUAGUGGCAUUUCUUCCAGCAAUGAUGGAGUUUCCAUGACUCCCAGGCUAAUCAUAAAGAACCUUAAUUAGUUUUAUCCUUGAGCACAGACAAAGAAUGCUUGCAGUGGGCUUACAGCAACUAGCACAACCCCAGCUGUUUUAUUUGAACUUUUAUUUAUUACUGUCUAGCGGGUCAGUUAUCACAGCCUGCAAAGGCUGGACUCAGCUGGAUCAAGUUUCCUUUAAAACCUUGAUCUGAAAUAACUUUCUCCCUUUGCCCUAAUAUGCUCGAUAUUUGGAUUGGUGAUUCUGAUCUUGCCUCUGUUGCGCGCCGUGCGGGAACACGUCCCAGGAGCCGAGAGGAAACAUAGAUAUGAGUCUGUGGCCACCUGGUGGACAUGACAGAGAAAGACACUUCCUAAUGGAGCGACCAACAAAUUGAAGAUCCCAGAGAGCCGAGAUGAAAGCUAAACAAAAGUGUUGUUUUCCAAGAGAAACUGACUUCAGUAUCGCAUGAUGAUGUCACUAAUAUCUAAUUGCAUAUUUAAAGAGAUACUCCAAAGUCUGCUCGUCUGUCUGCUGUUCCUAGUCAUUCACAGGUGCCUCACCCUCUGUGUGUGUGUGCGUGUGUGUGCAUGUGUAUCAGGAAGACAUGCUGUAUGUCUUACAGAUGAGUCCCCGCAGUGGGUCGGCACCCAUGUUUAUUCAUGGGUUAGACCAGGGGUGGGCAAUCCUGGUCCUCCUGGGCUGGUGUCCUGCAACUCUUAGAUAUCUCCUGGUCCAACACACUUGAAUCCAAUAGCUGAAUCACCUCCUAAGUGCAGUCACGUUGUCCAGAGUCCUGCUCAUGACCUCAUUAUUUGACUCAGGUGUGUUGAAGUAGAGAUACAUCUAAAAGUUGCAGGAGACCGGCCCUCGAGGCCUGGAGUUGCCUACCCCUGGGUUAGACUAAUUUCUGGCCUUCCAAACUAUCCAGUCCUAGCAGUAGUUGUCUGAUGACUGUUGUAAUGUUUUUAGCAUUCCCAGUGGAAUGACAAUUAGCCAGUGCAAUGUUGGAAUAGCACUAUAGUUGAUCAGCUUUUGACCAGUCAAACCAUGUCAGUAUAGGACUGCAAACCACAGUCAUACUGGGCUUUCAAAUUUCAUUAAAGGGAAAAUCAGUGUAUCCAAGACAGUAUGUGUGAAAUUCUUAUUACCUGAAAUGUCAUGUGGUUGUAGCAGGUUCUACCACUUCAAAAUCAUGUUUAUUUUGAAUAUAAGGCUAUUUAGCUUUUGCAGAGUUACAAUAUGAUGAAUAUGGAUGUUUUUUUUCCCCCCAUGUCCGCCACAUUUCCCUUUUCUUAUUAUCCAUAUUUCUGCCACCAAAGAGAAAAUAUUAGACAUAUGUUGAGUCUAAUGGAUAUGAGACACUGUAAUCGGUGAGGCAAAAAGCACUUGGAGAUAAAGGUAUGCAGUUUGCCUGCUCACUGUCAAUGUCAUUCAAGGUUGUGAACCUGCACGAUAAGCUGUUAUGAAUAUUUCUUUAAAAAUGUUUACAGCUACCAUAUAAUUUGCCUCUUUUUAUACCAGAACAUCACUGAGCUCUAAGACCUUGUUACCAGAGGCACUGAAACAUUAAUUCAGAGAGCCUAACAUGGAAUAGCAAUAAUGUUUCCAUUUCCACCCAAUCUCUCACUUCUUUCAAAGCAACUGCAUUUUUUUAUGAUUUUCUUUCAAACAUUCCUAAGUCUGUGGUAUAGUUUACACAUGCAGUAUUUUUUAUUUUACUAGAAAAGUGUUUCAGCUCAGUUCUUAAGUUCCUGACUACAGUAAAACCUGUCUAUACCCGCAUGUACUGUGUCUAGAACAAUGAAAAGUUACAUGUCGUAAUGACUGUCUGGUUAGCUAGCUGCUGGUUGCAUUACAUAUUCAAAAUGUGUAUAUUUUGUACAGAGAUAAUAAAAAUCAGUUACUAUGCAACAUGGGAUGAAAUUUGAA
Messenger RNA from Xiphophorus couchianus (Monterrey platyfish), 4151 nucleotides. Its product is annotated as Kv channel-interacting protein 2. The coding region runs from base 1276 to 1989 and encodes 237 amino acids. The transcript has 8 exons. Gene Ontology annotation, molecular function: calcium ion binding; potassium channel regulator activity. The record is from RefSeq and is a predicted model, not a curated record. Gene Ontology annotation, cellular component: voltage-gated potassium channel complex. Gene Ontology annotation, biological process: regulation of potassium ion transmembrane transport. NCBI's taxonomy places the organism in Eukaryota, Metazoa, Chordata, Actinopteri, Cyprinodontiformes, Poeciliidae.